Messenger RNA from Penicillium bovifimosum, 1107 nucleotides. Its product is annotated as INSIG family protein. Gene Ontology annotation, biological process: sterol biosynthetic process. The coding region runs from base 1 to 1107 and encodes 368 amino acids. The transcript is spliced from 2 exons. The record is from RefSeq and is a predicted model, not a curated record. NCBI's taxonomy places the organism in Eukaryota, Fungi, Ascomycota, Eurotiomycetes, Eurotiales, Aspergillaceae. Gene Ontology annotation, cellular component: endoplasmic reticulum.
AUGGCCGAACAGCCUCGCAUCUUGCGCCCGCGCCCGAGACGACCAUUCGAGGUAACGCCCGCCUCCACGGAGUCCUCUGGCCCCCCAACGCCCGCCGAGUCAACGAGCACCGAGUUCCUAAACCCGCAUGCACCGGACACAGCUUCGAACUCGACCAGCGUGAGCCGCACGGGAUCAGUGAUGAAUCUGACCUCAUCGACGCUGUACGGGAUCUACUCGCCGACGGCAUUUGACGGGCUCCGAGACGAGUCCAGCCCGUGGGGCACGGAGGCGAACAGCCCGGCCUCAGAGUUCCCGCCCGAGCCAUCGCAGCGCGAAGCAGAGAAAUCAGCCAUCGAGCCACGGCGGAUGGCCCUACGGAGGAGUCGGUCUCGAUUGAGUCAGGGGCUGUUCCGUGGCGUGAUCUUGCCCCAGGCGUUGAGCAGUGUACUGCUAUUUGGCUUUGGAGUUGCUUACGGAGUGAUUACCGUUCAUCUUCAUGAGAACCACUGGAUUACCCCCGUUAAGCUGGAGAAUAUCCAUUACUACGACUCAGGGCAGUACUUGGGUUUCUGGGGAUUGGCGGGAAUUGCCUUGGGUAAUCUGCUCCCUUGGCUGGAUAACUGGCGCGAGGGUGAGCUUGAGCAGACUGAAUUGAAGCAUGCGGGUGGCAAUGAGGAGGAGAGCGAGGAACGCACCCCGUCUUGGGUUGCUGUUGCUCGCAGUGUUGGAGCCUUUGUUGGAAUUGCAUUUGCUAUGCGGAGACUUCCAUGGGAAUCUACCACACAAGCAUCACUUACCCUCGCCCUCGCCAAUCCCGUUCUCUGGUACCUGAUUGAUCGCACUACAACUGGCUUUGUCCUGUCAACCGUAGUUGGGUUGGGCGGCAUGGGAGUUGUGCUUGGUCUCAAGCCCGAACUUGUACCCGCAUCGACAGGCCCGACAUUUGGCAACAGUCUUCUGAAUGGAACAGGGCUGGAGAAUGCGCUGGGAGCAGGCAUCACACAGGAGAGCAUUGCGGUGCGGACUUGGGUCGCCAGUGUCAUUUUCUGCGCCUGCGUCUGCUUCGGAAACGUGGGACGCCAGCUUGCCAUUGGAGCCGGGGCCAGAGAUGUUCUGAAGCCCUGA